Molecule: messenger RNA, 1860 nt
Organism: Heteronotia binoei (common prickly gecko)
Lineage: Eukaryota; Metazoa; Chordata; Lepidosauria; Squamata; Gekkonidae
Product: vomeronasal type-2 receptor 26-like
Exons: 6
Coding region: 1-1860 (619 amino acids)
Biological process (GO): G protein-coupled receptor signaling pathway
Cellular component (GO): membrane
Molecular function (GO): G protein-coupled receptor activity
Source: RefSeq, a predicted model, not a curated record
AUGUGCUACUUCCCCUUCCGUUCCAUGGGUGCCAUGCUCCCUGCUGCCUACCACCUCCAUAUCAGCCUUGUCCUCUCGGUCAGGCUCCUGCUGCACGUCCACACCAACCGUUGUGCCCUGCAAAGCAGAAAGAUACCUUGGGUUGAGUUUCAAGCACAGGCCAGUAAGUGCCCCAUCAGGGAACCUCUUCAUACUUCUCAGAAGUAUUACAGGAGAGGGGACUUCAUGAUUGGUGCAAGUAUGUCUCAAGUGAUACUACUUUUGAAUAAUGAAUAUUCCUUCCAGGAAUAUCCUACUCCAGAUUCUGGAUCUCCCAUCAUAGUGACAAAGAAUUACCAGCAUAUCCUGGCCUUGGCAUUUGCUGUUAAUGAAAUCAAUGAAAAUCCAAAGAUCUUACCUAAUGUUUCCUUAGGCUUGCAUAUCUUAGAGAGCUAUUUCACUGCAAAAAGGACCUAUUACAAUGCAAUACAGCUUCUCUCCACAUUUCAUCAUUUUGUCCCCAACUAUGAAUGUGGAAGUUAUAGCCAUCUGAUAGCAGUCAUUGGGGGAUUAGGUGCUGAAGCAUCCUUCCAUUUGACAGCCCUGCUGGACAUCUACAAACUUCCACAGAUCCAUCCCUUUCUGAGAAACAUGAGAUUUAACAACAGUGCUGGUGAAACAGUGCUUGUAAAUAAGAAUGGGGAAUUUUCAGUGGAGUUCGAUAUUACCAACAUUGUGACAUUCCCAAAUACCUCCUUUGUGAGAAUGAAAGUUGGGAAGAUGGAUCCUUGGGCUCUUCCAGGCAAAGAAUUUUACAUUAAUGAAGAUGCCAUUAUAUGGCCCACUCAUUUUAAUCAGGGGACACCACUUUCUCUCUGCAAUGACCACUGUUAUUCAGGUUAUCAAAAGGAGAAGAAGGAAGGGGAGCCAUUUUGCUGCUAUGAUUGUGUUCCAUGCCCAGAAGGGAAAAUUUCUAACCAGAGAGACAUGGAUUCCUGUUCUUCAUGCCACCAAUAUCAGUAUCCAAACACAAAGCAAAAUCAGUGUACUUCCAAGACAGUCACCUUUUUGUCUUAUACAGAACCUUUGGGGAUCAGCUCAGUGGUUUUUUCUCUUUUCUUCACUUUGAUCACAGUUUGGGUGCUAGGGAUCUUUGUCAAGCACCACUGCACUCCCAUCAUCAUUGCAAAUAACCGGAACCUGAGCUACGUGCUCCUCAUCUCCCUCUUGCUCUGCUUUCUUUGUACUUUGAUCUUCAUUGGCCAACCUGAGAAAACGAUGUGUCUUCUCAGACAAAUGAUUUUUGGCAAUGUUUUCUCACUGGCCAUGUCUUGCGUGUUGGCAAAGACCAUCACUGUGGUUCUUGCAUUCAUGGCUACCAAACCAAGAAGCAGGAUAAGGAAAUGGGUCAGGAAAAGAGUGACCAAUAACAUUGUUCUGUUGUGUUCCCUUAUUCAAGUAUGUAUAUGUAGUGUGUGGCUGGCAACCUCUCCUCCAUUUCCUGAUGUUGAUAUGGUCUCCCAGAUGAAAGAAAUUGUUCUGGAAUUUAACGAGGGGUCCGUGACUAUGUUUUACUGUGUCUUGGGUUACAUGGGCUUCCUGGCCCUCAUCAGUUUAACUGUGGCUUUUCUAGCCAGGAAUUUACCUGGCAGUUUCAACGAAGCCAAAUUCAUCACUUUCAGCAUGUUGGUGUUCUGCAGUGUUUGGUUAUCCUUUGUUCCAACCUAUCUGAGUACAAGGGGGAAAUACAUGGUCCUUGUAGAAAUUUUUUCUAUCCUUGCUUCUAGCGCAGGACUGCUGGGUUGCAUCUUCUUCCCUAAAUGUUAUAUUAUUAUUCUGAGGCCUGAAGUUAACAAAAGAAAUCUGAUAAUAAGACAAUAG